UGAGGGAGGUGCAGGAGGAGAAAGACGCCCUUUAAAACGCAGAACAAAACUUUUGUUGUAUCUCAUUCUGGAGGAAACACACACGUGCAGAAGUCUGGGCUAUGGCUUCCACCACUUCAGCUGAUGUUCUGCCUACAGGCACCAGGAUUUUCACCACAUUUCCUGACAUCUUCUUCAUCCCUGAGUUUGUCUUCGGGGGUUUGGUCUGGAUCCUGGUGGCAUCAACUUACAUUGACCCACCAAACCCUCUGGGCUGGGUGAUGUUUGUGUCCAUCUUCUGCUUCAUCGGGACAACUCUGUGGUUCUUCAUCUUCCUCUGUGGAGGAAAUCAGAGCAGCAUCUGGCCUGGCUUGGAUGCCGGUUUCCAUCAUGUAGCGGUGGUUUUCUAUCUCAGUGCAUCUGUGAUCUUGGCGUACAUCACCUUCACUAAUGUACAGAAGGACAUUAAAAUCUACAGACUGGAUAUUGCUGCAGUGGUUAUGUCACAUGUGUCCACGCUUCUCUACUUCCUGCACUCCAUUUUUUCUGCCAUUCGAUGGAGGAGAUCUUAAAAAACAGCAACCAUGUGAAUGAUAACUGUCUCUGAUCUGAACACAUUUGUUUCUCUUCUUUUUGGGGUUUAUUUUGUGCUAUUCGCUACAAUAGUGAAUGAGUGAAAAACAGAUGUCCUUGUAACUUAUGACAUCAUCUGGGAUUUCUUGAUGAAGUUGAUGACGAUCAGAGAAAAUUAAGAGAUUAAAAAAAGUAUUAAAUGAAAUCCCAAAAAUAACUCACUUUGAAGAAAAAAGCUUCACACACAGAAAAUCUCAUUUUCUUUUUACCUUAUCACCGUAUUAGGUGUUUAGAUCUGAGGCGGAGAACAGUUUCUGCAAGCCUGGCUUGCUUUUAGCACCCUCUAGUGUCCAUUUUAAUUCACGGUCAAAAAAAUUAAACUGAAACUUUUCUCCUCA
Nothobranchius furzeri (turquoise killifish) is the source of this 950-nucleotide messenger RNA. Its product is annotated as myelin and lymphocyte protein. Gene Ontology annotation, cellular component: membrane. Gene Ontology annotation, biological process: myelination. NCBI's taxonomy places the organism in Eukaryota, Metazoa, Chordata, Actinopteri, Cyprinodontiformes, Nothobranchiidae. Gene Ontology annotation, molecular function: structural constituent of myelin sheath. The record is from RefSeq and is a predicted model, not a curated record.